Molecule: messenger RNA, 4561 nt
Organism: Girardinichthys multiradiatus
Lineage: Eukaryota; Metazoa; Chordata; Actinopteri; Cyprinodontiformes; Goodeidae
Product: serine/threonine-protein kinase Nek5-like
Exons: 24
Coding region: 198-2687 (829 amino acids)
Biological process (GO): protein phosphorylation
Molecular function (GO): ATP binding; protein kinase activity
Source: RefSeq, a predicted model, not a curated record
CUACAGUUCCCAGUGUUCUCUGCGGCACCUUCUCUAGUUUGCCGUACGGUAAUGGUGUUAUUUAUUUAUUUAUUUUUUUCGUUGAAAGACAGACAUUAUAGUGACGUCUGGCGACUUUUUAACUUGUUCAUGCUAUUUUUUCUUCCAACUAUGCAACUACUGCUUCUGGGAAGUUUCUGAACCUAUUUCCAGGUGUUAUGAAUGACUAUGAGGUUAUCCGGCAGAUCGGAGAAGGUGCGUUUGGAACAGCCUUACUCGUCAGAGACAAAAGGGGAGAUGGAGAUGGGCACUGUGUGGUGAAACAGAUCAGCUUCAGGAGGAUGUCAGCGAAAGAGAAAGAAGCCUCUAAAAAAGAAGUGAUUGUGCUGUCACAGAUGAAACACCCGAACAUCGUUUCUUUCAUCGCUACAUUUCAAGAGAAGGGCAGCAUGUAUAUAGUGAUGGAGUUCUGUGAUGGAGGAGAUCUGCUAAGGAAGAUCAAAAUGCAGCGAGGAAUUCCCUUCUCGGAGGAGCAGAUUGUGGACUGGUUCAUUCAGAUCUGCCUGGGCCUCAAACACAUCCACGACAGGAAGAUUCUUCACAGAGACAUCAAAUCUCAGAAUAUCUUCCUAACCAACGCAGGGAUGAAAGUAAAGCUGGGGGACUUUGGAAUCGCAAGAAUUUUGAAUAACACCCUGGAGAUGGCCAGGACCUGUGUUGGGACACCAUACUACCUCUCACCAGAGAUCUGUGAGAGUCGGCCCUACAACAAUAAAACAGAUAUCUGGUCUCUGGGUUGUGUCCUCUAUGAGCUCUGCAGCCUGAGGCAUCCAUUUGAGGGCAGCAGCCUGAGGCAGCUGGUCAGUAAAAUCUGCAGGGGCCACUACACACCUGUAUCCGGCCACUACUCCCAUGAGCUUCGUCUGCUGGUUACCCGGCUCUUCAAGGUCAACCCCCGUGACCGUCCAUCAGUGAGCUCAGUCCUCCAACAGCCCUUCUUGGAAAAACACGUCAGCAAACACCUCAACACUCAGGAGGAGUUUAACCAUAUGGCAGCUUCACAUCGGCACAGAGCAGCAGCUGCAUCGGAAGCUGCUAAAACGAGAACAAGAGCAGCAAACCCAGCCGGGAAGAUGCAGAUAGCCAGAGGAACAGAGAGGCCCGGGGCAGCAGGCAGGAAGCCAUUUGUUAAGCUGGACCAUGGAUUGCCAUUCAGGGUGAAUGCUCCUCCUUUCCACAAACCUCUUCAUCAAAAAGCAGCCAAAGCAGCUCCAGACAGAGGGUGUGCAGGGAUUCAGAUCUACAGGUUCAAUGGUAGGCCACCGGAAAACCAUUACCAGCUCUAUCAUGCCCAACUGGAUGUCAUUCAGAGGAGGAAUAAGGACAGUCCUGCUUGUGCUCCAUCUUUAGCUCCUCACCCUGCUCCUGUGCCACAGGACCGAAUCAUGGACAUUAAGCUGCAGUAUGAGGAACAAGAUGGUUCACCUAUGGAACCAUACCAGCUUGUGGCUGCAGCUCGUAACGAAUACCUGCAGAGAAAACAGGAGGCCAACCAGUACAAACUGAGAGCAGAAAAACAACUGGGUUUGCGCCCAUGUACAGCUGAGAGUAACAGCAAACUAGGUGGCCAGGAGCAGGAAGUGGGACGACCUGAAAACCAACACUUUCCUGAGGACAGAAAAUAUGAGGGACAGCAGGAGUAUCUUCGUCAGCUGGAUCUCAUCAGGCAACAGUAUCAUCAGGAUAUGAGACAGAUGAGACAGAAAGCCGAAUUGGUGCCACAAGAUAAACAAGGAACCUUUGUAGUGGAAAAAGCACGAGACCUGGAACCCUCCUCAGAAACACCGGCUCAGGACGUGGAAACAGCUCUGAGACAGAUCAGAGAUGAGAACAAGGAUGAUUUGAAGAAGAAACACAAAGAUAAGAAGGGAAUCAUGUUUGAAAUCCGGUUGGAUGAAGAAGAGACAAAAGACACCACAGAGGAGCAGAAAGAGGAGAGGGAAAUUGAAGAGGAGCAGGAAGUGGACCCUCUCAAUCGUACUCUAAGCUUCCGGGAAGGGGAGGAGUUAAAGCUCAAAGACUGGUCAAAGGAGAGAAAAGGUUGGAGCCAAAGGACCCCUCAGACUCUGCUGGAUGCCCUCGCCAACAUGGACAUCAACUCUGUUUAUAACACAGUAGCUGAUCCUGAAGAAGCCUUCUCAGCAGGUCGCAGACGGUGGACCAGUGUUCCUCCUAACUCCCUGCUGAACGCUCUGGAUCAGGCUGAACUCACAUCAUCAACUCUGGACCCAGUCAGCACAGAUCUAGGGACUGUGGAAGAUGAGGAGGAAAAAGAGGACUCGGAUGUGGAGAUGGAUGAAGAGCGUCUGGAACCAAGGUCUGACGAUGAUGACACGAAUUUUGAGGAGUCAGAGGACGAGCUGAGAGAGGCUGUGGCAGACUCCAUGAGGAACCUUUACGUCAUGGAGGACUCCAGCUCAGAAGAAAACAUGCAGGAGAUGCUUGAGGAAGAAACAGAGAGUAAGAAUGGCAGGGGAAUGAGCUCUUCAGAUUGUCAGCAGGUCCCACCAGAGGUCAGCGGUUCAGAGUAUAAAGGCUCACCAGGAUCUGUAGAGGAUGUUUCCUGUAAAUCUGAACAACAUCCAGAGAGUCCGUGUGAGUCCCAGACAGACAUGAACGUCGCUGUAAAUAAGCAUCAGGCUACCUGAGUCCUUAUUUCAGGGAUACACAGAAAUGAUUUAACUUUGUGUUAACAUAGGGAUUACUGUGAAUGAACUGCCUUAAAACAUGUCAAGGAGGUGAAAGUGUUCACUUUGACUAUGCUCUGAAGUUUUUCUGGGGAGUGUUGUUAUAGCAGCAGUCCACAGUAGUAUGACCCAUUUCUUUAGAUAUAUCCAUCUUAUGAUAAAUCUGGAGUAAAAGAGUUAGCAAACAUGAUUAGAUUUAUAAAAUAAAUAUCAAUUUAAUUUCAAGAAUUUACAAUCUUCAUCAUUUAACUAAAAUCAUUUUUGUAUUACUACCUGCAUUCUCACAUUAAUGCCAUUUAGUUUUCCACCAACACCUCUGAAAUUUCCAUAGUGGGAAGAAUAAUUUCCUGGUAUGUUGGUUUCUUCAGUCAAACCAAAGUUAAAUGGAGGUCAAGUAAGAGACUGACUUGUUACCAGUUGAUCCGUUACUGCUGCAAUGCUAUAUUUGCCACUAACAGCACAUGGACUUUAUUAAUGCGCUUGUAGUGGAGUGAACUAUACAUCUAAACUUCUACAGCACUUUUUAAAUUAAUUUUGACAACAAAUAUUGUUCACAAGAAAUUCAUGCUCACCUUUUAAUGAAAUAUAUUAAACUUUUUAAUAGUUUCAUUAUACAAAAUUAUAAUUCCAAAGCAGAAAAUAUGAUUAUAAUUAUUAUUAGCAUUCAUUGAUAGGCAUGCAUCAUCACUCCCAUUCCUUCCAACAACAUCCAAUAACUUUAUGCUAGCAAGUUGUUCAAAGGUUCUCCUAAACAGCAGCAGUGAAUGGAAGCAUCCAAAAGUCUCACUUAUCAUCACAUAAUCAGUCCAAGUUUUAUUCCUGAUGGUUUAACUGCUGGUAGUUUUCCAGCAAUAUGUUGAAAAGUCUCUUCAAGCUAAUGCUACAAAUGUGGAGAUAAACAGUGAAGUUAAAAUACUGCUAUAUCUGCCAUUCAUUUAGCUCAGACACUGAGGAAAAACAAGUCAGAGCUGCAGCUAAUUAUUGUGGGUAACAUGCCAGAGGAGUGUUUGCAGAGAGCAGUUGACUUAUUUAUGAAAGACAUCCGUGGACUUGAGCAGAAGCUUUGUACUAAAAUAUAAACUGCUGCAAAACAACAAAUUAUCUUACAUAGGAAGAUGUGCUUACAAGCACCCGCUCUCACCUUGAUAGUCUGGCUGUUUACUGCCUGCUUGACCUGUUGUAGCUGUGGCUUCAUACUGCUUUGAAAAAAGGGGACUGUUUUUGGUUGGCAAAGAUAAAUGCCCUGUUAUUUUCAGAAAUCUCACCCACUCUUCUUGCUCAGCAGGAUGUUUGGUGAAAGUAAGAGUGCUCACUCCAUUGUUUUCUGUGUUGACAAUACGCGGAACACAUCCCUUUGACAUACUUUGCCCAGGAAAGCAAUCUGUUUUAAACUGCAGUUCAAAAUGCAACAACAUGCUUAUUCAAGAGUGCUUUCCCAUUAAAGACUAUUUUUAAUUUAAAACAUUUUGCUUUAAAAGUACUCAUCAGUUUUUUAAAACAAUAGGAACAUGUUGUGAUUUAUUUUUUGUUUCAUGCUUUCAAAAUUCUUAAAUUUUCCCCUCCCUCGUUGCUUGAAACAGUACAGAUGAAUGGCUGUAAAGUAUAUUUAAGAUGAACUGUUAAUGAACAUUAACCAUGUUACAAUGCACACUCCUUCAUGGGGCUAGACUUGUUUCUUGUCACCAGUUACUGUUUUAAAAAGUGAACUGCCUGCUGUAUCAAAUGGCUGCUUGUCUCAGAUCAUUUCUACUGCUGUGGGUUUUCUAUAUUUUGUUUUGUUGAAAAACAUGAAGUGUCUGUCAGCGUGUUUCCAGUAAUAAAACUGUACUAAUAUA